GUGCAAGAAGAAUGCGUCGAUAUCAAAACCAUCUCAAAUUGGGACCUAGAUCAACAGUCUGAUUGGUCGAAAUGGCAUACAGGCCACACAGUAGAAGCCCAUGGGUUAAUACUUGGCCUGUUGGGCCCUUCCCCAUUUUUCUUCCAAAGUUUGUUCAC
Messenger RNA from Sphenostylis stenocarpa, 158 nucleotides. Lineage: Eukaryota; Viridiplantae; Streptophyta; Magnoliopsida; Fabales; Fabaceae. The record is from the annotation of a GenBank genome assembly.